Messenger RNA from Clupea harengus (Atlantic herring), 2486 nucleotides. RefSeq lists its product as uncharacterized. Gene Ontology annotation, molecular function: RNA polymerase II cis-regulatory region sequence-specific DNA binding; DNA-binding transcription factor activity, RNA polymerase II-specific. Gene Ontology annotation, biological process: regulation of transcription by RNA polymerase II. NCBI's taxonomy places the organism in Eukaryota, Metazoa, Chordata, Actinopteri, Clupeiformes, Clupeidae. The record is from RefSeq and is a predicted model, not a curated record.
AGUCACAGUAUUAUAACAUCUUAGCCUUCUUCAUUAGCUUGUACUCGAAUGUAUCAGCCAUAGGCAAGUGAGAGAUGCGGAGACCGUGACGAUAAGAAGUGAACUCCUCCUAAGCCAUUGUAUUUUUUUUCCUUUGUGGUGUUCCCUGACUUUAUAGGAAACUGGAUGGGAUCAUCUCUUGUCCGUCGCUAACAUGAAUCUUGGACUGCCGUUGAAACCUGGCUGUGAUGAAACACACCAGGUACCCCUGAGACUGAUAGUGAAAGAAGAGGACAUAAAAGAAGAAGAAUACGGACAUAUGAUUACAUGGCAAGAUGAAGAAGAAAAGCCCAUUGCAGAUCUUCACUGUAAAACGGAAUCAGACUUCACAGAGUCACUAAGCUCCACUUAUAAUGAAAUACUACAGACAACAGUGGAGGUUAAAGUGAAGAAAGAGGAGGAUAAGCAACAACACAACGAUUGUCCUCUGGAAAGUGCAUCAGAACAUCCAGAUGGAACACAACAAAAGAUCCAUGGACAGAAUGAUGAACUCAACCAGCAACUCAAUGGAAGGCCGUACCACUGCACAGUCUGCAGGGAGAGUUUCACAGUCCUGAGAGAACUCGAGGAACACCAGGAAACACACACUCUUAGUGUUAAUCAAAAGCAGAACACUGGUGAGAAGCUUCAUAAAUGUGUCCAAUGUGGAAAAGCAUUUACAUGUUCCUCAAAUCUUAAAACCCAUAUGUUAAUGCACACUGGAGAGAAGCCUCAUAAAUGUGCCCAGUGUGGAAAAGCAUUUUCACAGAUUUCAAAUCUUAAAAAACAUAUGCUAGUACACACUGGAGAGAAGCCUCAUACAUGUACAGAGUGUGGGAAAACAUUUGCAUACCCUUAUGCCCUCAAUAGACAUUUUCUAAUACACACUGGAGAGAAGCCUCAUAAAUGUGCCCAGUGUGGAAAAGCAUUUUCAUCGGUUUCAGAUCUUCAAAGGCAUAUGCUAAUACACACUGGAGAGAAGCUUCACAAAUGUGCCCAGUGUGGAAAAGCAUUUUCAUCGGUUUCAAAUCUUCAAGCCCAUAUGGUAAGACACACUGGACAGAAGCUUCAUGUAUGUGCCCAGUGUGUAAAAGCAUUUUCACACAUUUCAGAUCUUAAAAUCCACAUGCGAAUACACACUGGAGAGAAGCCUCAUAAAUGUGCCCAGUGUGGAAAAGCAUUUUCACGCAUUUCAGAUCUUAAAAUGCACAUGCGAAUACACACUGGAGUGAAGCCUCAUAAAUGUGCCCAGUGUGGAAAAGCAUUUACAUGUUCCUCAAGUCUUCAAAGGCAUAUACUAAUACACACUGGAAAGAAGCGUCAUGUAUGUGCCCGGUGUGGAAAAGCAUUUAUACAGAUUUCAAGUCUUAAAACCCACAUGUUAACACACACUGGAGAGAAGUCUCAUAAAUGUGCCCAGUGUGGAAAAGCAUUUUCACAGAUUGCAGAUCAUAAAAGGCAUAUGUUAAUACACACUGGAGAGAAGCCUCAUAAAUGUGCCCAGUGUGGAAAAGCAUGUUCACAGAUUUCAAAUCUUAAAACCCAUAUGUUAAUACACACUGGAGAGAAGCCUCAUAAAUGUGCCCAGUGUGGAAAAGCAUUUUCACAGAUUUCAAGUCUUAAAACCCAUAUGUUAACACACACUGGAGAGAAGCCUCACAAAUGUGCCCAGUGUGGCAAAGUAUUUUCACGCGUUUCACAUCUUAAAACCCAUAUGUUAAUACACACUGGAGAGAAGCCUCAUAAAUGUGCCCAGUGUGGAAAAGCAUGUUCACAGAUUUCAAAUCUUAAAACCCAUAUGUUAAUACACACUGGAGAGAAGCCUCAUAAAUGUGCCCAGUGUGGAAAAGCAUUUUCACAGAUUUCAAAUCUUAAAAAUCAUAUGCUAGUACACACUGGAGAGAAGCCUCAUACAUGUACAGAGUGUGGGGAAAUAUUUGCACACCUUAAUAACCUCAACAGACAUAUGCUAAUACACACUAGAGAGAAGUCUCUUAAAUGUGCCCAGUGUGGAAAAGCAUUUACCUGUUCCUCAAGUCUUAAAAUCCACAUGCGAAUACACACUGGAGAGAAGCCUCAUUAAUGUGCCCAGUGUGAAAAAGCAUUUUCACAGAUUUCAAGUCUUAAAACCCAUAUGUUAACACACACUGGAGAGAAGCCUCACAAAUGUGCCCAGUGUGGCAAAGUAUUUUCACGCGUUUCACAUCUUAAAACCCAUAUGUUAAUACACACUGGAGAGAAUUCUCACAAAUGUGCCCAGUGUGGAAAAUUAUUUUCACAGAUUUCAAAUCUUAAAAGACAUAUGCUAAUACACACUGGAGAGAAGCCUCACAAAUGUGCCCAGUGUGGCAAAGUAUUUUCACGCGUUUCACAUCUUAAAACCCAAAUGUCAAUACACACUGGAGAGAAGCCUCAUAAAUGCAGACCUGACAACUAGUCCAGGCAAAGUAGCGUUGUACGACAGACUA